AAAUCAAAUAGCUAUCCAUGGAAUAUUAGAAUUUGACUUGUUCCAUUCUCUUAUUUUUGUGUGUGUCUCACACUAAAGAAAUGACAGAAUCCUAAGUCUCAACAGCUAGAACAUUUUCAUUCAAACUUGAAUAUUCUUCAAAGAGAGUGUGGGAGCGAUUCUAAUUAGAGGAAGAAACCUACAGGGAAGCAAAACCAGAUGUUUUCCACAAGAGUCCUCCUUUUGGCUGUUUUGAUUUCCACUGCACUGGCUGGACCAUGGGCUAAUAUAUGUGCAGGCAAGUCUUCCAAUGAGAUCCGGACGUGUGACAGCCAUGGCUGUGGACAUUACUCUGCUCAAAGAAAUCAGAGACCUCACCAGGGUGUGGACGUCUUGUGCUCUGCGGGAUCUACUGUGUACGCACCAUUCACUGGAAUGAUCAUGAGCCAGGAGAAACCUUAUCGAAACAAAAAUGCUAUCAACAAUGGUGUUCGAAUAUCUGGAAGAGGUUUCUGUGUCAAAAUUUUCUACAUUAAGCCAGUUAAGUACAAAGGUUCUAUCAAGAAAGGAGAAAAACUGGGAACUCUAUUGCCCUUGCAGAAAGUUUAUCCUGGCAUACAAUCACACAUACACAUUGAAAACUGUGAUCUGAGUGAUCCUACAGCGUACCUGUAAAUGGAAGACAAAUGACCAGAUCUUUUCAAUAAAACAUCAUCUUAAAACCCUGGAUGCAUAUCCUGCUUUUCAGGAAAACUAUGUUCAAAUAGAAAC
Molecule: messenger RNA, 750 nt
Organism: Carlito syrichta (Philippine tarsier)
Lineage: Eukaryota; Metazoa; Chordata; Mammalia; Primates; Tarsiidae
Gene: LECT2
Product: leukocyte cell derived chemotaxin 2
Exons: 4
Coding region: 199-654 (151 amino acids)
Source: RefSeq, a predicted model, not a curated record